Nanorana parkeri is the source of this 813-nucleotide messenger RNA. RefSeq names its product deiodinase, iodothyronine type III (gene DIO3). The record is from RefSeq and is a predicted model, not a curated record. NCBI's taxonomy places the organism in Eukaryota, Metazoa, Chordata, Amphibia, Anura, Dicroglossidae. Gene Ontology annotation, molecular function: thyroxine 5'-deiodinase activity. The transcript has a single exon.
AUGCUGCCCGGCGCGGCUGGAGCGCACACCUGCUGCAAACUUCUCAAACAGGUGCUCGUCUGCUGCCUGCUGCUGCCCCGCUUCCUGCUCACCGCCCUCAUGCUCUGGCUGAUGGACUUCCAUUGCAUCAGGAGGAGGGUGGUCCGCACCACCAUGGACACCGAGGGCUCCGAGAGGGAAGACCCGCCGCUCUGCGUCUCCGACGCCAACCGCAUGUGCACGGCGGAGUCGCUGAAGGCGGUCUGGUACGGGCAGAAGCUGGACUUCUUCAAGUCGGCCCACCUGGGGAGCACGGCCCCUAACACCGAGGUGGUCACGCUGGAGGGCCAGAGGCUGUGCCGGAUCCUUGACUUCUCCAAGGGCCAGAGACCGCUGGUCCUCAAUUUCGGCAGCUGCACCUGACCCCCCUUCAUGGCGCGCCUGCAAGCCUUCCACCGCCUGGCAGCGCAGCGCGUCGAUUUUGUAGACUUCCUGCUGGUCUACAUAGAAGAAGCGCACCCGUCCGACGGCUGGGUCAGCACCGACGCCCCCUACCAGAUCCCAACGCACCAGUGCCUCCAAGACCGGCUCCGCGCCGCCCAGCUCAUGAUCCAAGGGGUGCCAGGCUGCAGGGUGGUGGCGGACACCAUGGCCAACGCGUCCAACGCUGCCUACGGGGCGUACUUCGAGAGACUCUAUGUCAUCCUGGACGGCAAGGUGGUCUACCAAGGGGGCAGAGGACCCGAGGGCUACAAGAUCUCAGAACUGAGGGGCUGGUUGGACCGGUACCAGGACCACUUAACUGGAAAGGGUUCACUGGUCAUCCAGGUGUAA